GGGCAGCAGCCCCCGCGCCCGCCCGCCCGCCCUGCGGUCCGGUCGGUGCGCCGUCCUCUCCCGUCGCCCGCGCGGAACCAGCUCCCUGAGCUGCCCGGGCGGCGGGCGAGCGGCGAGCGGGCUUCGGCGAGCCCGAGGAGGCGCAGGCUGCCGCGGCCCCGCAGGUCAGUGUGGAGGUCUGCGUGUCAGUUCCUAGCACUCUGCAAGGCUAGAACAGGAGGAGGAACCUGUCCAGAAUCCCUGCAGUCUAUCCUUCAGGACAGGAAAAGGAAGUGGAAAUCUCAACAUGGAAAACCUCUACAGUGACAACGAAGGAAAGCUGGAGAGCCAGGGAAAGCCUGAAGGUGAAGUAGAGGCUGAAGGUGACGGAAGUUCAGAUGAGGAAGAAAGGCUGGAAGUGGGGAGGAAGCCAGGGCACGCGGGAAAGCUCCAGAAUGAGGGACAGCCAGAAGAUGAGGGGAAGCAAGAAAAGCAGGGCAAGGCCGGAGAUGAGGGAGAACCUCGCGGGGAGGCAAAGCCCGGGACCGAGCUGCGAGCCACGAAAAAGCGCCCGGCUGAAGAUUAUGUGCCCCGGAAAGCAAAAAGAAAAACGGACAGGGGCACGGACGAUUCCCCCAAGGACUAUCAGGAGGACUUCCAGGAAAGACAUCUGGGCAGUGAGGCGAUGAUGAGAGAAUGUGGAGAUGUGUCAAGGGCUCAGGAAGAGCUAAGGAAAAAACAGAAAAUGGGCGGUUUGCACUGGAUGCAAAGAGAUGCACAGGAUCCAUUCACCCCAAGGGGCCAACAGGGGGUCAGGGGAAUGAGGGGCGGAGGUAGGGGCCAAAGGGGCUUACAUGAUAUCCCAUAUCUUUAAUGACUGGGCCUUCAAUUCUGAUUUCUCUGAUGAGAAUAUUGCUGACUCUGCUUUCCCUGGCAGGCACUUGCCAGGCUCUAUGUGCUAAACCUUAAGCUGAUAACUUGCUUUAGGCGUCACUCUUGUUACCAGCAACCUUUUGAUCCAACUACAGUGCUCUCUGCCUUUCAGUGGGGGAUUUUCACCCAUGUGCAUGGAAGAGAUGUUCAUGGUACACUGGAAAAUAAUAAUAAAGUAAACAGUUUUCAGAACCACA
This is a messenger RNA of Manis pentadactyla (Chinese pangolin), 1109 nucleotides long. RefSeq names its product transcription elongation factor A protein-like 3. NCBI's taxonomy places the organism in Eukaryota, Metazoa, Chordata, Mammalia, Pholidota, Manidae. The transcript has 3 exons. The record is from RefSeq and is a predicted model, not a curated record. Bases 287 to 853 code for a protein of 188 amino acids.